Rotaria sp. Silwood1 is the source of this 634-nucleotide messenger RNA. The record is from the annotation of a GenBank genome assembly. Lineage: Eukaryota; Metazoa; Rotifera; Eurotatoria; Philodinida; Philodinidae.
CAAGAUGACAAGAAUCUCGUCUGAUUAAUCAGAAAUAAAAGAAUCAGGCAAGAAUUAUAAGAUAUUCAAGAUAUAUUUAACGUUCAGACAAGAUUCUUAUGAUAGAAAAGAAAAAGAUUCUUGCCAGCUUUUCAAGAUCAACAGCACGUGAUGUCGUCUUUGUAUGAUCAAAUAUAUAAAGGCAAUGUCUGAACGUUAUUUAUUCAUUAUUUCAAUUGGAUGUAUAGAAAAAGUUUCCAUUCGAUAUCGAGAAAACAGUGGAAUAUAUGAUAUCUUUUUUUCCAUUGUUUUCAGAAAACUUACACUUAUUAAACACAUUUCGAUAUUUUACCAAUCCACAUCUUUCUAUUUUAUUUUUUUUAGAUUUUCUUUCAUUAUCCACAAAAGUGUUUUUUUAAUGGACGAAGGAAAUAUUGAUUUCAUCAAAAAAUUAUUGUUUGAUAAUGUUCUUGGUAGUAUAGGUAAUAUCUAUAUGCACUUUAUAUCUUUUUGAUUAAAAUACUAUCUUUUUUAGUCAUCACCACAUACAGAUAAACAACGUCGAUGGUGUGCUAAGAAAAAAGAUCAACAUCAUCGUACUCAAUUAUCUCUACAUCAUUUACUAGUUGAACAAAUUGUAAAUAACUUAUUUUAA